GGGGUUUUGGGAUAAUGGUACUGAUGGAUUGUGUUAGUGUUGGGUUCUUUCUGCUUAUUGUAAUUGACUUGUCGUUGUCACAGUGGUCAGGAUUUCAACAAAGCCAGGAUCCAAUAAGAUUCCAACAACAGUCACAAGUUUCAGCUUCUCUGCAAGCUGUCCAAAAUCUACAGGCUUCAGAUGCUUUUAGACCUCCUACACCAUGGAAGUUCCUUCAAGAUCCUGGAAGCACUCAAUCCAAACAGCUAAUGCAGGCUCCUGUGGCACCUUUGACCUGGCAUUUUCCAGUAUUGCCAGAAGAACCCCGGCAGCCAGAUGUUCCUUUUGAGUUGCAUGUACCUUCACCUGCACAGAGUGUUGCUGCUCAGUGUGGGGAGAGCUCUGUGCAUGUAGAGGUCAAGAAGGAUUUCUUUGGUACUGGUGAGCUGGUGAAUCCUUCAUUCCUCAAUUUAGGAGGCUGUGCAGCAGUAGGUGAGGAUCCAGAAGCUCAAGUACUUAUCUUUGAGUAUGAGCUCCAGAUGUGUGGUAGUUCUCUGACGAUGACAGACAAAGAGCUGGUCUAUUCAUUUACACUACUCUACACUCCUGAGCCUUUAGUAGGAACUCCCGUUGUCAGAACCGAUGCAGCAGCUGUUGGAAUUGAGUGUCAUUAUUCAAGGUUGCAAAAUGUAAGCAGCAAUGUGUUGAUGCCCUCUUGGUUUCCUUUUGCUGCUACAAAGGUUGAAGAGGAAGUUUUGGUGUUCUCCUUGAAGCUCAUGACUGAUGACUGGAUGUUUGAGAGGCCAUCCAAUCAGUACUUUCUAGGGCAAUUUUUAAGAGUUGAAGCUUCUGUUAAUCAGUACAACCAUGUUCCUUUGCGCUUGUUUGUGGAUGGUUGUGUGGCUACUGCAGUCCCUGAUGUGAACUCCAGUCCAAUAUAUUCCUUCAUUGAGGACCAUGGGUGCCUGGUUGAUGCUAAGCUUACGGGUUCAACUUCUAGUUUUAUGCACCGGGUUCAGGACAACAAACUGCAGUUCCAGUUGGAGACUUUCAGGUUCCAGCAAUCAGAUGGCGCUCAGGUAUAUAUCACGUGUGCUUUAAAAGCAGUUUUGGCGUCAACCCCCAUAAGUCCAGAGAACAAGGCUUGCUCCUUUGCCAAUGGGUGGCUUUCUGCUGAUGACAAUGACCAGGUGUGCACGUGCUGUGACUCCACAUGUGGCUCUAGCCGGAAAGGGCGAGCGCUGUCUGAUUCAGGCCUUAUUUCAGAAGGGAAGGCAACCAUUGGCCCCAUUGUAGUGUCUAACUAGUGUGUGGCAAAUAAAAGCUCUGAAUGUGGUACUAUG
Molecule: messenger RNA, 1322 nt
Organism: Puntigrus tetrazona (Sumatra barb)
Lineage: Eukaryota; Metazoa; Chordata; Actinopteri; Cypriniformes; Cyprinidae
Product: zona pellucida sperm-binding protein 3-like
Exons: 8
Coding region: 15-1286 (423 amino acids)
Biological process (GO): binding of sperm to zona pellucida; positive regulation of acrosome reaction; egg coat formation
Cellular component (GO): extracellular matrix
Molecular function (GO): acrosin binding
Source: RefSeq, a predicted model, not a curated record